Molecule: messenger RNA, 1407 nt
Organism: Pararge aegeria (speckled wood butterfly)
Lineage: Eukaryota; Metazoa; Arthropoda; Insecta; Lepidoptera; Nymphalidae
Product: venom serine carboxypeptidase-like
Exons: 9
Coding region: 1-1407 (468 amino acids)
Biological process (GO): proteolysis
Molecular function (GO): serine-type carboxypeptidase activity
Source: RefSeq, a predicted model, not a curated record
AUGACAUGUGCUCGAUCUAUCCUAAGCCACGACAAGUUCCUGAACAAUGCUGACGGGUACCUUAAACUGCUCCAGCGUACCUACGUCACAGGUUACGAAGGGGGAGUGGCCGACGACGAGGACUGUGGAGAACCCCUGAUCUUGACUCCGUACAUAGAGAAAAAUAAGACUUCCGAAGCUAGGCUCGCUGCAUCUGUGAAUUCUUCCUAUUUUGUGCCUGGAAUCGUUAGCUACGCUGGGUAUCUGACUGUCAACGAAGAAUUUAACAGCAACCUCUUCUUCUGGUACUUUCCCGUAAUGAACAAGCCGGUCAACGAAACGCCGCUAAUACUCUGGCUUCAAGGGGGGCCUGGAUCUUCCUCUAUGUACGGACUGUUUGAGGAAUUAGGUCCUUAUACGGUAACGAAGGAUUUAAAAGUUCAAGCAAAGGAGCACUCUUGGAGUAAGGACCACUCUCUCCUAUUCAUUGACAAUCCAGUGGGGACCGGAUUCAGUUUUACGGACUCCGAUGAUGGAUAUUCAACGAAUCAGACCACGAUUGGCGAGAACCUCUACAAAGCACUGCAGCAGUUCUUCCAAAUAUUCCCCGAGCUCCGGAAGGCGCCGCUCAUCCUCGCCGGGGAGUCGUACGCCGGCAAGCAUGUCCCUUCGUUGGCUAUACAGAUCCAUUGGCAUAAAAACAAAAGUCAACCGAUCAACCUCCAGGGCUUAGCAAUUGGCAACGGUUACGUAGACCCGGUGACGCUUCAGACGUUCAGCUACGUGGCGAAAGAGAUGGGCAUCCUGGACGACGAUAAAGCGAACGAUUUAAGAAAAAUAGAAGAAAACGUAGUCAAGUGUAUCAACGAGCAAAAACUUAACCAAGCCUUUGAAUAUCAGUCGGAUGCGAUGGAAUCGUUGCACAUUAAUACGCUUCUUCCGAAUCCCUACAACAUUUUGAGCAACGAGAUGGAUCUUGGGGGCUGGUAUGUGAUGUUUCUGCAGAAGCCGGAAGUAAGGCGAGCUUUACACGUGGGCAAUAGUACAUUCGAUAACUUCGGCAAAGUGUACCAGAACCUUGUGCCUGACUUCAUGAACAGUGCCAAGGGUUGGCUUGAGGAGUUGCUGGACCAUUAUAGAGUUUUAAUGUACAACGGCCACCUUGACACGGUAGUGGCAUACCAUCCAUCCGUCAACACCUACAAUUCCCUGUCAUUUGCCGACGCCGAUAAAUAUAAAAACUCAAUCCGUGAAGUUUGGAUUGAAGACGACACCGUUGCUGGGUACCACAAGAGAGCCGGCAACUUCUGGGAGGUGAUGGUACGCAACGCAGGCCACAUGGUGCCCAUAGACCGACCGGCGGAGGCUCUGAAACUUAUCUCGGCCUUUGCUCUCGAUCUGCCAUUGACUACGUAUCCUUUAAAUUAG